Messenger RNA from Chaetomium fimeti, 1995 nucleotides. Its product is annotated as glycosyl transferase family group 2-domain-containing protein. The transcript has 4 exons. The record is from RefSeq and is a predicted model, not a curated record. NCBI's taxonomy places the organism in Eukaryota, Fungi, Ascomycota, Sordariomycetes, Sordariales, Chaetomiaceae. The coding region runs from base 1 to 1995 and encodes 664 amino acids.
AUGUCGAUCUUUGCGUGGUGCAGCCGCCGCGUCGGAGGGCUGGCGAUGCUGGGCACCAUCUCGCUUUCAUACUUGGUUAUCUCGAACGAACUGGAAAACCGACGGCAUACUUUCAAGUAUGAAACACUCGACAGCCUUAGUGCGCCGCCGCAUCGCGACCCGAAAACUGGCGGCGGCUUGCUCAAAUUAUUCUGUUACUACUGCCUACUCAUCCACUUCCUCGUCUUCAUCUUUCCGAUCCGGUCCUGCUGGGCUGUUUUCAACAUCACGGGGAGCCUGAAAAAGGCCGCGCGCACCAGGGCCAUGAGGGACAUCAAGUUCGGCCACCGCCGCCGUGGCUCGUCGACAUCGCUCUCCAGCUCCGAGACGUUGACCUCUUCGCGCGAUAUCAGCUCCACCUCGAGCAGCGAGGCUGGCGAUUUGGAACUCGAGGGCUACGGCGACGGCGACAUUGCUCCCGACCGCGUCAUUCACGCAAUUGUCAUCCCGAACUACAAGGAAGAGAACGACACCCUGAGGGAGACUCUCGAGGUACUCGCCUCGCACCCGCAAGCGCGCAACACCUACGAUGUGAGUUUGCUCCCCUUCUUUCCCCCGCCGCAAUGCCAGCUGGCAACUGUCUACCUUGCCAUGGAGCAGAGAGAACACAAUGCCGAGACGAAGGCCAUGAGGUUCACCAACGAGUUCGCCAAGAAAUUCCGCUCAAUUGACUUCACGAUCCACCCUCCCGACAUUCCGGGUGAGCUGGCUGGCAAGGGCAGCAACAUGGCAUGGGCUGCGCGGAAGCUGAGCGAGAAGUACAACCUGGGCCAGCGGAAGGACGUAAUCGUCACGGGUAUCGAUGCCGACAGCCACCUCUCGUCCAAUUAUUUCGCCAGUGUGACCACCAUGCAUGUGGCCUAUCCCGACGUGGCUACCACAACUCUGUACUCGGCUCCCAUCAUCUUCGACCGGAACGCCCACAACGUCCCCGCUAUUGUCCGGGUCGCUGACAUCCUCUGGUCGGCCGCUGGCAUGUCCGGGCUAUACGAGGGUUCAACAAUUGCCCCGCCCACGUCCGUCUACUCCGUACCUCUCGAGCUGGUCGACCGUGUUGGUGGUUGGGACUGCGACUCGGAGGCCAUCGGCGAGGAUUUUCACAUGUACCUCAAGUGUUUCUUCGCCCUCAACGGAAAUCUCACCGUGCGGACGGUCAUGAGCCCUGUCAGCCAAACGAACGUCACCGGUGGUGGCCGCGGCAAGGGGCUUCCUGGCAUGGCCCAAGACGUUCGCGCUCGGUACAAGCAGGCUAUGAGGCACAUGUGGGGUGCUCUCGACUCCGGUUAUGCUCUCAGGAAGGUUGUCGAGGUCUGGAAGGAGAGAAAGCACACCUCGAGGGCGUUCCGGCCGCUCCACACCUCAAUGAACGACGACUCGGACACCUAUGUUCCGGAGUCGCAAAUCGAUGGGGUAGAUGCUGAGGCUGUCCCCGAGAGCGGUAUUUUCUCCGACGUUGUGUCCGAUACCCUGAAGGAACCCGAUUGGGAGCGCAUUGCCUUCAUGGGCCAUCGUUUGUUCGAAGCCCACUUCCUGCCGGUCCAAACGACCAUCAUGAUCGUCGCUUCAACUCUCUACAUGUGGGCUGCCGACGGCACCGGCGACGUUCACGGAAUUUCCUGGAUCUUCACCGUGUGCAACAUCCUCCGGACGCUCGGUGUCAUGGAAGUCGCCUUGUACCUUUUCCUGUACGAGCGCUUCCACAAGAUGUGCGUUGAGUCGCGCGAAAAGGAGAUGGGCGACGCCGGUCUGUUGAAAGGCAUGCAUUUCUCGAAGAGAGAAGUCAAGACCAACUACAUCGACUACGUCAUGGUGCCGCUGGUCGCUCCGAUUUUCGGUUCGAUUCCGUGCGCGCAAGCGCAAAUAUGCCACUUCUGGACUCUGGAUUUGGUAUACACGGUCAGCAAGAAGGUGACCCGACGGAGGGCGAAGUCGAUGACGGUUGAUGCGUUGGUAUAA